This is a messenger RNA of Adelges cooleyi (spruce gall adelgid), 1220 nucleotides long. Its product is annotated as ras-related protein Rab-9A-like. The transcript is spliced from 3 exons. Gene Ontology annotation, cellular component: phagocytic vesicle; lysosome; late endosome. Gene Ontology annotation, molecular function: GTPase activity; GTP binding. Gene Ontology annotation, biological process: retrograde transport, endosome to Golgi. Lineage: Eukaryota; Metazoa; Arthropoda; Insecta; Hemiptera; Adelgidae. The coding region runs from base 413 to 1066 and encodes 217 amino acids. The record is from RefSeq and is a predicted model, not a curated record.
GACAACUUUUCAUAUAGUCUGAUCUGAUAUCAAACCGAUUUGAUUGUAACAACUUAAAUGGUAAUAUAGCAGUCAUGAAAAUUGGUAGGUAUAAUGGAAAUUUGUGAUAACCACGAAUAGGCUACAGGUUUUCUCAGACUGCCGUGUUUUUCUUACGAGAGAAAACCGGCUCCAUAUUGUGAAAAUUGAUAACACAAAAUUGUUGACAUACCUAUUUAUUUUUGUCAUGAUAGCAAUGAGCAUUUAAAACGCGUUACUCAAUUUUGUAUCUAUGUAAUUGUAGUAUGUUACAUUCGUUUCGAUAAUUCGAUGUAUUUAUUUGAUAAUUUAAACAAUAGAAAUUUAAAUAAAAUGUGUUCAAUUUUUAGAAGGCUAUAUUACUCGAUAACAAUCAGCGCUUAGUGUAUUCGUUAUGAGAGGCAAGCAAAACUUAGUCAAUCAGAACCCAAUAUUAAAAGUCGUGAUUUUAGGCGAUAGCAAUGUAGGAAAGUCUUGUCUUAUGAAUAGGUUUGUUAGUAACAGUUUUAGCGAGCAAACACUACAUACACUUGGCGUAGAAUUUCUUCAAAAAGAACUUGAAAUCAAUGGCGUUGUGUACACUUUACAAAUAUGGGAUACAGCCGGACAAGAGAGAUUUCGUACUCUGCGAACACCGUUCUAUAGAGGUACUGAUAUUUGUCUUUUAACGUUUGCUGUUGACGAUCUACAGAGCUUCAAGAGUGUAGAAUUUUGGAAAAAAGAAUUCUUAAAAUUUUCUCGAACGACUGAUGUUAAUUUUCCAUUUCUUGUUGUUGCCACUAAAGUCGAUGUAAAGCAACGAGCUAUUUCUGAAGACGAAUCUAAGAAAUGGUGUUCAGAUUUUUUAAACGCACCAUAUGUUGAGACUAGUUCUAAGUCUGAUAUGAAUAUAGAGACUGCAUUUGCUUUUGCUGUUGAGCUGUGGGCUUCUAUCGAGAGACCUUCAGACACAAAAAUUUGUCAUAGUAAUUUAGUUAAGUUGUCAAGGCCAAUAAGUGGUAGUGCAGCUUGUCCAACAGCUGAAGUAGUGAAAUCUAAGUGUUGUUAAAAUGUAAGAUAAUAUGUGAUAAACUAAACUUCCAUUAGUUUUAAUAUUUUUGUACUACCAAUGAACUAAUUAUUAUUAGGUAUCAUUUUUUAAAGUUUUUUAUACUUAAUAUGGCUAUUGAAAUCUUUUCUUAAAACGAUGAGAAAAUAAUCAA